This is a messenger RNA of Pezoporus flaviventris, 1677 nucleotides long. RefSeq names its product pseudouridine synthase 1 (gene PUS1). Gene Ontology annotation, molecular function: pseudouridine synthase activity; RNA binding. Gene Ontology annotation, biological process: tRNA pseudouridine synthesis; mRNA pseudouridine synthesis. Gene Ontology annotation, cellular component: nucleus. The transcript is spliced from 6 exons. Lineage: Eukaryota; Metazoa; Chordata; Aves; Psittaciformes; Psittacidae. The coding region runs from base 2 to 1312 and encodes 436 amino acids. The record is from RefSeq and is a predicted model, not a curated record.
GAUGCUGCGGCUGCGCUGGGGGCUGGCGGCUCUGAGCUGCGGCCUCGCGGCCCCGGGGAGCGCGGCGUGCGGAGGGCCCUGCCGCCGGCUGCGCUGCGUCCUUAUGAUGGCUGAGGAUCUGAGAGCAGCGGUUGCCAGCCAGCCGAAGAGGCUGAGCAGCAGCAGUGAGGUAGUGGAGAGGAUAGAAGAAAAUGGGCAUCAGAAUAAAAGGUUGAAGAGAGAUGCAGAUGAGGAAGAUGGGGAGGAUCAGAAUAAAAGGUUACCCAAAAGGAAGAUUGUCUUGCUGAUGGCAUACUCGGGGAAAGGCUACCAUGGGAUGCAGAGAAAUGUAGGAUCUUCACAGUUCAAGACGAUUGAAGAUGACUUAGUAUCUGCCCUUGUUCAGUCAGGCUGCAUCCCAGAAAACCAUGGGGAAGACAUGAAGAAAAUGUCUUUUCAGCGGUGUGCUCGAACAGACAAGGGUGUAUCUGCAGCUGGACAGAUUGUGUCACUAAAGGUCAGGCUAAUAGAUGACAUCUUGGAAAAGAUCAAUAACCAUCUUCCUUCUCACAUCAGAAUUCUGGGUCUGAAGAGAGUCACUGGGGGAUUCAACUCCAAGAACAAGUGUGAUGCCAGAACCUACUCCUACAUGCUGCCAACGUUUGCCUUUGCCCAUAAAGACCAUGAUGUGCAAGAAGAGGUUUAUCGACUGGACAAGGAGACCCUUGAAAGAGUAAAUAAACUGCUUGCAUGCUACAAAGGAACACACAACUUCCACAACUUCACAUCUCAGAAGGGACCCAGGGACCCCAGUGCGAAGCGAUACAUAAUGGAGAUGUACUGUGGGGAGCCAUUUGUGAGGGAAAACAUAGAAUUUGCAGUGAUCAAAGUGAAAGGCCAGAGUUUCAUGAUGCACCAAAUAAGGAAGAUGAUUGGGCUGGUGAUAGCUAUUGUGAAAGGCUAUGCUGCGGAGUCUAUCAUUGAGCGCAGCUGGGGAGAGGAGAAAGUUGAUGUCCCCAAAGCCCCAGGACUUGGGCUGGUCUUGGAAAGAGUACACUUUGAAAAAUACAACAGACGGUUUGGAAAUGAUGGGCUGCAUGAGCCACUGGAGUGGACAGAGGAGGAGGAGAAGAUUGCUGUUUUCAAAGAGCAGUAUAUCUAUCCUACCAUUAUCAACACAGAAAGGGAGGAGAAAUCCAUGGCAAACUGGCUAAACACCCUCUCCAUUCAUGACUUCAACUCUUCCGCUGUUGAGACGCAAGCUAACAACAAAACCUCAAAGAACAGCAGCGAUCUUGAUGGCAGUGAUGGUUCUGAUGGUGAUUCUGACUGAGCCAAUAAGUUGCUGAAUGUGGGACCCUUGCUGCUUGCAGCUCCCUGUGUCUACAAAGAAGUGGCCUUUCUAAAUCCAAGAAUCCAGUCAAGCAGGGGUUUGUGUGCUUGCAGAUGAGAACCGGAUGCCCCAGGGAAACCGGGUGGGGAAGACAGUACAGUAGGAAAAAUAAAAGAAGCUUUUUAUACCACUGACUGAUACACUUGAAAAUAGUAUAAAGAGAAAGCAGCAUUCUAAAGGAGUCUUGUACUGCAGGAUAUCUUAACUGCUGUUUGAAUAAUGUUUUUAUUAUAUGUUUACCUGGAAGAUAGUAUUUUAAAUAUGUAUAAUCUCUACAUAAAGAUGGGGCAAAUGAUUUUAAAAUA